AAAAACUCCAGUUAACGUGCUUUGAUUUUGCUCUAAAGAUUAACGUACUCCUUUCUCUUCGUCAACUCCUUAAAUCUUACUUCUUCCAAUAGCAUGGAUGCUGCAGUUAAUCAAUCUCUUUUAAGCUUUGUUUCUAUUAUUUUACUGUUAAGCUCCAUUGCCCUUGUUGCCGAGGCUCGUGAUCCUUUCAAUAUCCUGAUGUCUGAAAAAUUCGCCGGCGGUAGUGUUUCCCACAUCUUUGAUAUUGGCUUGUACCUUGGUACAAUCAAAGAGUCAGGUCCAAGUCACGGCGAGGGACACAAGUUCACCGAUAGUCUGACCUUUGGAGGCAUUAAGAAUGCUGGUCCGAGUCCUGGUGUGGGAAAUAAGUUUACUAAUAGCUUCACUCUAGGUGGCAUUAAAGACUCCGGUCCGAGUCCUGGUGUUGGAAACAAAUUAACCGAUGGCCAAACUCUUGGAAACAUUAAUAACGUCGAUCCUAACCCCAGUGUAGGAAAUAAGUUUACCAACUCCGGUCCGAGCCCUGGUGUGGGAAACAAAUAA
Hibiscus syriacus is the source of this 543-nucleotide messenger RNA. Its product is annotated as PAMP-induced secreted peptide 2. Lineage: Eukaryota; Viridiplantae; Streptophyta; Magnoliopsida; Malvales; Malvaceae. The record is from RefSeq and is a predicted model, not a curated record. Gene Ontology annotation, biological process: regulation of developmental process; innate immune response. The coding region runs from base 94 to 543 and encodes 149 amino acids. The transcript has 3 exons.